Messenger RNA from Desarmillaria tabescens, 2109 nucleotides. RefSeq lists its product as uncharacterized. The transcript has 7 exons. The record is from RefSeq and is a predicted model, not a curated record. The coding region runs from base 139 to 1731 and encodes 530 amino acids. NCBI's taxonomy places the organism in Eukaryota, Fungi, Basidiomycota, Agaricomycetes, Agaricales, Physalacriaceae.
GGGGAUGAUUCGGCAACGGCCGUCGGCCCUUUCUUGCGGACCACUAUCACAGAAAUCUCUGACUACCGUUCACAUCCUCUAAAGAGCCUCAUCUCAAAAUUCACUAAAUUAUCAAAGCUUCCACCGCCGCCGCCCUUUAUGCUACCGCCGGGGCUCUCUGAAGCAGUUAGUAAAUAUCUUUGUGUCGAUGACCUCAAAAAUUUCCGAGCAUGUUGUAGACGGAUGAACGAUGCAUCCGCGGCAGUUUUCUUUUCUUGUCUUGUAGUUGACGUGGUCUGUCGAGGAUAUCGGACGACAGUCGAAAUGCUUCAAGCUCUGGCCAAUGCGCAUCCUGCAGCUACGCACGUCCGUCAUCUCAAGAUACUAUCGUUGAGUGACCAGUGCAUCGCGUACGCAAGGGAUUACACCGACUUUGACCUGAAACCUCGUCAAGAGUGUCCGACUCGUAUCUCACCUUCCGAGACGACGAUGUUCAAGCGAGCAUUGCAAACUGCAUUGCCAAUUGCCAUGGCUGCGCUAAGCGGCUUAAAUUCUCUAAUAAUAUACACUUGCGGUCAAGACCCACAAGGGGCUGUCAACGUACUUGUCAACUCUGCUGUUACCUAUAGAAGCUUAGAGAAAUUCUCCCAUCUCACAUCCGCCGAGCAGGCAAAUCUCCGACCGUUCAUCACCCAGAAUGUUACGAACCUCCGCAAGCUCUCGUUGUCUUAUUGGAUAGAUCGUCGCAGUCCUUUGGUUCCAAUCCUUGUCCAAAUCAUAAGUAGGAAUCUGGCGCUUUCCUGCCUGGAGCUCGAUAAUGGGGCCAAUGACAAAUCCAAUGAAUCUUUCAACGCACUAUUAUCCGGAAUACCAGACGACGUUUCACUACCACUUUCACGCCUUGUCUUGGGAUCAUUUGAUGUUACCAUCGAUGAUAGGCUGAUGGAGCAUUUUCGUUCCCUCACGGAGCUGCGACUAGGGGAAGCUACUUCCUUUGUUGUCAACGACAGAAAACAUAUUCCGGAUAUCUGGACUACUCUUCAGGCCAAGUCAAUAUGUCUGAAGAGCAUCUCAAUCCCUAGUUCGCAUGUAUCCUUUUCAUUGGAUGGACUAGAACUCCAGCAUUUCGAGCGUCCUAUCCAGAACCAUACGGCCUCCCAGUACGAGAUUGCGCUUGCAGAAGAGCUCUUUUCUUCAAUCAUUCCAAAGCAUGCUGCGUCUCUCAAUACACUGAUGAUAUUCUCCCAUCUGGAGCGUCCGUGGCAAUUCUCUGUAGCGCGUUCUGCCGUCCUCGCGCAAUGCCGCUCCCUAAUUAGGCUUGGUGUGGGUAUGGAGCGAGGUGUGCUACAGCAGCGAAACCGUAGAGUUAGGUCUUUUUUCGGAGCGGAGAUAUCUGUGCCUAUUCUCGAGCCAGCGGCGAAUACUCACAACAUUGUCCGGGAUAUGGAGUCUCUCGUUCGCAUGGCAGAAACUCUACCCUCGUUGGAAGGACUCUGGAUUUCCAUGGAAAGUAUAACGCUAGAAAGUAUGGGCGUCGAUGAUGAGGAUGAAAUUGAGUAUAACGACGAUUUCCCGGAUCAUUAUGCUGCUCUUCACUAUGGACUGGACAGGCAUGUCUUCGUGGCACAGGACGGUGCAUGGACUCGAAAAGCCAAUGGACCAUCGAGAGGAAAUGAUACCAAGUAUUCGGACAGUGCGGCCCUAUACUGGGGUUCUACAGAGGGGAUGUUAUCUCGUGGUCACUCGUGGUGAAAUGAUAAAUGAGCAAUAUGGUUGCAUCUUAUAGGAUCUGCCAUUGUAUUCUAGCAACGGAAAUACUGCUUAUAUGUCAAGGGCUCGGGGAAACUUCACCGCUAACGUUUACAAUCAAGCCGCGGGCACAGCAGCUUUUCAAAUGAAUAUUGUUCCCGUUGGUGGCGAUUUAGUUUUCACUGUAUGCCCUCUCUAUCAACGAUCAGCUGCAAGGACAAUAUAAGCACGUCGUUCGUAUAGAGCGGGACAGCGCGCAUAAUACAUCCCGUCACGUCAAUUUCCGCCUGGCUCCAUUUGUGCGGCUGCCGUGUGGCGAGGGAGCAGCCGGCUUCAUUGACUUUCAUUUCGUUUCUGACACUCACACGACAGGUAUCACUC